AUGAGCACCUCGAUACUCCACGUCCAGCGUGAUAUUAUCCUUAAUACAAUCCGUUUUGCUGCAGGUGAAGAGUGGAAAGUUUUAGUCGUGGAUGAGACUAGCCGAAAGUUGAUUAGCAAUUCCGUGAGCGAGGAUGAUAUUCUGAACAACAAUGUCACCAAUGUCGAACAGAUCGAACAUAGGCGGUCGCCCAAUCCUGGCAUGGAUGCAUUAUAUAUCUUGUCGCCUCAUACGCAUAUUGUGGACUGCCUGAUGGCCGACUUCGAAAGGAGGAGAUAUAGGAAAGCAUGGUUAGUUUGGACAGCAGUUCUGGAUCCUCAACAGCGCUCUAGAAUUGAACGAUCGCAGAUGGCCCAAGAGCAGAUUGCCAGUUUUCGAGUGAUAAAUACCGACUACUUCCCCAGAGAGUCGCGCGUUGUUACGUUUCGAGACCCGUGGAGCUUUCCGGUGUUGUUCCACCCUGGAUGCAACCACUUGAUUCGCACGCAUCUGGAGGCGUUGGCACAGAAGGUUGUAUCGCUUUGCGUCAGCUUGGGAGAAUACCCAGUGAUUCGAUACUAUCGACCAAAAGCUCCCACCCACGAGGCCGGUGUCCUGUGCUCGCACUUGGCCCGAUUCAUCCAGAAUGAAUUAGACCAAUAUGCCCACUUUCAACGAGAUUUCCCUCCACCUUCGCCCCGGCCUCGAGGGGUCCUUCUCGUGGUGGACCGGUCUAUAGAUCUCAUAGCCCCACUCAUCCAUGAGUUCACCUAUCAGUCCAUGGUGCAUGAUUUGCUACCAAUCAACGAUGGGGACAAGGUGACCUACAAAACCGUCGUCAAUGAGGGCGGUCCAAACGAGGAGGUGAAGGACAUGGAAAUCAGUGAUCAGGACAACAUCUGGGUUGACUACCGACAUCUCCAUAUGAAAGAUGUGCUUGAAAAGCUGGGCGAGGACUUUGCCAAAUUUAGAGCGGCCAACCCCCAAUUUGCCGAUGAAAACAAGGCCAAUGUUGACACGAUAAAGGACAUGCUCGCUGGCCUCACCGAAUUCCAGCAGGGCAGAGAUGCCUAUACACUCCACCUGAAUAUGGCACAGGAGUGCAUGAAAUAUUUUCAAGAGCAUAAGCUGCUUGAAGUGAGCUCCGUUGAGCAAUGCCUUGCAACGGGCGUGGACGAGAACUACAAAAAAGCGAAAGGACUGGCUUCGCAGUUGGUCCAAUUGAUGGAUGACGAGGCCGUCGGGUAUUCGGAUAGACUGAGGUUAUUGCUGCUCUACAUCAUCUACAGAGGAGGUCUGGUUCCCGGGGAUAUUAGGAAGCUUCUGGCUCAUGGUCAGCUUCCACCACAAGACAAUGAGAUUAUCUACAACCUGGACUUAUUGGGCGUCAGAGCAGAAAAGCCAUUGAAGGAUGAUAAGCCGCCUGUUCAGCCGCUGUUCAACCGGAAACCCCCGUCCCCAGCCGAUGCGGGUGAAAUGAGUCUGUCUCGAUACGAACUGAAUGUGAAAGUGAUGCUCGAAGAGCUUGUUAGAGGAACGCUGGAUCCGUCCGUUUUCCCAUUUACCCGUCCGCAAACCGACGCCGAUGGAAUGGGAGCGCACGAUAGCCUAUCUCAAGCGUCCCUCCGAAGUGCCAAACCGACCUGGGCACGAACCCGCUCGGCGACGGAGCAACCUAAACAACGCAUUAUUGUCUUCAUGGCGGGCGGUGCGACGUACGGAGAGUCUCGUGCCUGCUAUGAAAUCUCCCAGGCAUUUAACAAAGACACUUUCCUAGCGACGUCACAUAUGCUGAGCCCUAGCUUGUUUCUGCGGCAAGUUGGAGAUCUUAGCGCUGACCGAAGACGACUAGAUAUCCCCGCCGAGCGACCCAAACCUACAGCUCCGGCCCAUUUAUUCGAGAAGGAAGCUCCACCUCAGCCUGUGCCCAAGAAGACUCCUCCGCCGAUGUCAAAUCUCAACUCUCCGGCACCUCCUUCGGCGGCUAUGGGCGCCAUGUCACUGGGACCCAAGGUUCCCAAACCCGCAAACGGUGCGCCUAGCGGCACUAUUCCUGCCUCCAGCUCAAAACCGCAAAAGGAGAAGGAGAAGAAAAAACGCCAUUUCUUCAGGUAG
This is a messenger RNA of Aspergillus tanneri, 2094 nucleotides long. It is a transcript of the gene SEC1, whose product is annotated as vacuolar sorting protein VPS33/slp1. Gene Ontology annotation, biological process: intracellular protein transport; vesicle-mediated transport. The record is from RefSeq and is a predicted model, not a curated record. Gene Ontology annotation, molecular function: syntaxin binding. Lineage: Eukaryota; Fungi; Ascomycota; Eurotiomycetes; Eurotiales; Aspergillaceae. The transcript has 7 exons. Gene Ontology annotation, cellular component: secretory granule; plasma membrane. Bases 1 to 2094 code for a protein of 697 amino acids.